GAUUAUUUGUAUUUAAUAAAAAUAUAAAAUGGCUUAUAACAACGAUUUCUAAGAUUAAUAAUAAUAGUAUGAUUAGGAAGAGUUUGCAAUGAAAAUGCCAGUGAAGAGUCAUUUAUAAAGAUUGGAUGUAAAUAGAUUUUUAAACAGUAGUAAUUGUUACAGCAGUUGAUGGAUGAGCAAGAUUUUGCAAAGAAAGAGAAGGAACAGUUGCGUAAUAAUCUAAUUGAAUUAUCAUAAAUAACGACAGAUUCAUUUGAUGACUCCAAUAAAUACUUAAAUGAAGAGUAUAGGAGAUUAAUGUAGGAGUUUCAUGAAUAGAAUGCAUUACAGUUAGAAUAACAUUAAUUCUUAAAGCAAUAAGUAGAUUAGAUCAAUUAGGACAGAAUCAAAUUGCAAUAAAAUACUAUUGUACUUGAAAACAGAGUUCAAGAUUCAGAAAAAGAAUUGGGAUUUGUUUGAUUAUAAAU
Paramecium sonneborni is the source of this 467-nucleotide messenger RNA. The record is from the annotation of a GenBank genome assembly. NCBI's taxonomy places the organism in Eukaryota, Ciliophora, Oligohymenophorea, Peniculida, Parameciidae.